CUGGGGACUAGUAGUAUUUGUCGUUUUUCUCAUUGUGGUUUCAAGCGACAGGAGUCUACUACGUCAAGUUUGGAAAGGUUCUGGUUCGUUCUCUGCCGAUUUCUCCCUUCGAAACGAUGCCUAAGAAGUUCAAAGGUGUCAAUUCAAAGGCGGAGGAGGCCAGGGCGAGAAAGGCGUCCAAUAAAUCUGCGGAGAAAGAGCGAAAAGAGAGAGAAGAAGAGGACAAAUUAUGGGAAGACGACGAUAAACACGUCGCUAAAAAGCAGCAAAGAAAGGAGCAACAGGAAAAAAAGCGAUUGGAAGCUCUUGAAAGGAAGAAUGCAGCACGGCAAAUGCUAGAGGAAGAGGAAAAAUCUCUCAAAGGGAAAACAUCAAAUUCUUCAGCAAAGAUGACCAGAGCACAGAUAACUGAACAUCAAGCAAAACUAGCAGCAGAACAAGAAAAACUCCAGAAACAAAAGCAGCAGGAAACCAUUCAUGAUGAACCCCUUGAGGAAAACCCUAACCAGAAAAUGGCAGAGCUGUUGGAAGCAGAGGGUGCUGUCGAAGCUAGAAGUGUAGAGGAAGCCAUUGCAACGCUGAGUGUGGAACAAAAAAUUGAGAAGCACCCUGAAAAAAGGUUAAAGGCUGCAUAUGCCGAAUUUGAGGAGAGAGAACUACCUAGGCUCAAACAGGAAAAUCCUAAUUUACGUUUGUCACAGUUAAAGCAAAUGCUAAGAAAAGAUUGGAUGAAGUCUCCUGAAAACCCUCUAAAUGCUGCUCAUCUGGCUUACAAUGCAAAGCAGUAAUAAGUGCAGUGAAAAUAUCUAAAAUAGUAACGAAACGGAUCACUAUUGUGGCUACAGUUGAAGUUAAUGUAUAUGAAGAGUUGCGGUUUGUUUGUGGAAUGAAUCAGCCGGCAUAGAAUGCAACAAAUGAACAUGUGAUCAACAGAAAAAGUAUCUUUUGGACAUUAUAUGAAAAUUUUGUCCCUUGAAAUGUAAAAAGAAAAAAAAAACUCUACCACUGCCAUCUUUCAUAGCCAGAAAAAUAUCCUUCAAAACCUA
This is a messenger RNA of Nematostella vectensis (starlet sea anemone), 1046 nucleotides long. Its product is annotated as coiled-coil domain-containing protein 124. The transcript is spliced from 2 exons. Gene Ontology annotation, cellular component: nucleus. Gene Ontology annotation, biological process: transcription by RNA polymerase II. Bases 117 to 788 code for a protein of 223 amino acids. The record is from RefSeq and is a predicted model, not a curated record. Lineage: Eukaryota; Metazoa; Cnidaria; Anthozoa; Actiniaria; Edwardsiidae. Gene Ontology annotation, molecular function: transcription coactivator activity.